CGCGUUUCUCCACCUAAGCGUCCUCUUCCCCUACCCUCCUCUUCGCCCGCCAUGUCUUCCUCCUCCGCAGCCAACAAGCCGAAGGGCGACCCGGCUGUCGUCGACUCCAAGCUCGAGAGCCACCAGCGCCUUGAUAAUGUCGAGGAUUCGGCCGACCACCUCCUCGAGACGCUGGGGUACACCCCCGAACUGUCGCGCAACCGAUCCACGGCACAGGUCGCAUUCAUGUCCUUCGUCCUCGCCUCAAUCCCGUACGGUCUCGCCACGACGCUAUACUAUCCCUUGGUAGGAGGUGGCCCGGUAGACAUUAUCUGGGGCUGGGUUUUGGUCUCAUUGAUCAUUGUCUGCGUCGCGGCGUCUCUGGGGGAAAUUACCAGUGUCUAUCCCACGGCCGGAGGCGUAUACUAUCAAGCCUUCAUGUUGGCAUCCCCCAAGUGGCGGCGCAUUGCGUCUUGGAUCACCGGUUGGCUCUUUGUCGUCGGCAACAUCACCAUCACCCUGGCGGUCAACUUUGGCAGCACGUUGUUUUUCGUCUCCUGCAUCAACGUGUUCGAAAAGGAGCCCGGCGUCGGCAUCUUUGCGGGCGAAACUUGGCAGGUGUUCCUCAUCUUCUUGGCUCUGACGCUGUUUUGCAAUGCUGUAUCGGCUCUCGGCAACAAGUGGCUUCCUUGGUUGGAUACUGCUGCUGUGUUCUGGACCUUUGCCGGCGUCGUUGCCAUCCUCAUCAGCGUCCUCGUCAUUGCCAAAGACGGCCGGCACGAGGCCAAGUGGGUGUUUGGCCACUUCGAGUCCUUUUCAGGUUGGCCCAGUGGCUGGUCCUUCUGUGUCGGUCUCCUUCACGCCGCCUAUGCCACUUCUUCGACUGGAAUGAUCAUCUCCAUGUGUGAGGAGGUCAAAGAUCCCGCUACGCAGGUCCCCAAGGCCAUGGUCGUCACCAUCUUCUUCAACACCAUUGCCGGCCUCCUCUUCCUCAUCCCCCUCGUCUUCGUUCUCCCUGAUCUCGGUAUGCUUGCCGCCCUCGCCUCCGGCCAGCCCGUGCCUCCCAUCAUCAAAUCCGCCGUGGGAUCUUCUGGCGGCGCGAUUGGUCUCCUCAUCCCCAUCAUGGUCCUCGCUGUCAUCUGUGGCAUCGGCUGUACGACUGCCGCGUCUCGCUGCACGUGGGCCUUUGCUCGUGAUGGCGCCAUUCCUGGGUCCAAAUGGUGGAUUAAGGUCAACAAGACCCUCGACGUGCCGCUCAACGCCAUGAUGCUCAGUAUGGCCGUGCAAAUCAUCCUCGGAGUCAUAUACUUUGGCUCUACUGCAGCCUUCAAUGCCUUCUCCGGCGUUGGCGUCAUUUGCUUGACGGCUGCAUAUGCAACGCCCGUUGCUAUCAGUCUGCUCAGCGGGAGAAAGCAGGUUCGCAAGGGCAAGUUCUACCUCGGCCAGCUAGGUGCUUUCUGCAAUGUCAUCACUGUUGCCUGGUCCUUGCUUGCCCUGCCGCUUUUCUGCAUGCCGACGAUUAUUCCCGUCACAGCCCAGACGGUCAAUUAUGCUCCCGUUGUCUUUGUGGCCGCGACGGUCAUUUCCGGCAUCUGGUACUGGGCUUGGGGCAACAAGAACUAUGCCGGCCCUCCCGUUCACGAUGACUGA
This is a messenger RNA of Trichoderma reesei QM6a, 1629 nucleotides long. Its product is annotated as amino acid permease. The record is from RefSeq and is a predicted model, not a curated record. Gene Ontology annotation, biological process: amino acid transport; transmembrane transport. Gene Ontology annotation, molecular function: transmembrane transporter activity. The transcript is spliced from 5 exons. NCBI's taxonomy places the organism in Eukaryota, Fungi, Ascomycota, Sordariomycetes, Hypocreales, Hypocreaceae. Gene Ontology annotation, cellular component: membrane. Bases 52 to 1629 code for a protein of 525 amino acids.